Messenger RNA from Erpetoichthys calabaricus (reedfish), 3338 nucleotides. RefSeq names its product unc-45 myosin chaperone A (gene unc45a). The record is from RefSeq and is a predicted model, not a curated record. Lineage: Eukaryota; Metazoa; Chordata; Cladistia; Polypteriformes; Polypteridae. The transcript is spliced from 20 exons. The coding region runs from base 169 to 2973 and encodes 934 amino acids. Gene Ontology annotation, molecular function: Hsp90 protein binding.
UACGCCGCUUCCUACAGAACACAGGAAGUUAGAAGAUGUGUAUGGGAUGUUCUGUAGACUUUAUUGAUUGUUGAUCUAGCGAUCCUCCUUUGGAACUGUUUUCAAAUAAUUUGAGUUUUAUGAAGACACAGAGCCAUACAAUAGGUGGAGUUUUAGUAGAGAUCUGAAAUGAGUGAAAACGACAAAAAGCAGGAUCCUGCUUCCUUACGAGCUGAAGGGAAUAAUCUAUUCAACUCCGGGGAUUUCCAUGGUGCACUAGUUUGUUACACCAAGGCCCUGAAGCUAAGUGACGGUCCAUCAGAGGAAGCAAUUCUGUACCGCAACCGUGCUGCUUGUUAUCUUAAACUGGAGGACUUUUCAAAAGCUGAAGACGAUGCCUCAAAAGCCUUGAACACUGACCCUGGUGAUGUGAAAGCUCGAUUCCGCCGUUCGCAAGCCCUACAAAACCUGGGUCGUUUGGAUCAGGCCUUCAUGGACAUCCAGAUGUGCGCAAAGAUUGAACCAAAAAACAAAGCUUUUCAAGAAUCCUUGCGGAAUUUGGGAGCACAGAUUCAAGAAAAGGCGAGUCAGUUCUCUUCCACUGACUCUCGUGUACAGCAGAUGUUCAACCUUCUUUUGGACCCUUCAGUCAAGGAAUCAGACAGACAUAAGGCAGCACAAAAUCUAGUAGUCCUAUCCAGAGAGGAUGCAGGGGCAGAGCAGAUCUUUCGCAACGAUGGCGUGCAACUUCUGCAGAGACUGCUGGAUUCUGGAAAGGAAGAGAUGGUGCUGCCAGCUGUUAGGACGUUGGUAGGGCUGUGCAGUGGACACCAGUCCAGGACUAUGGUUAUUGUAAAUGAACUGGGUAUGGAUCGGCUUUGCAGUGUGAUGGGAUGUGGGGCUGAACAGGUCUCACUUGCAGUUUGUCAUCUCCUUCAAGUCAUGUUCGAAGCUCUGAUGGAAGGUAUGAGCAAGGAAGUACGUGGAAAAGAAGAAGCUGUUGUGUUGGAGCCUUCACGGGAACUUCGAUCUAUGUUGAAACAUAUCUUGGAUGUCUUGACAAAGAGAACUGUCUCAGGAGCAGGCCGAGAUAAUGCUCUUAACUUGCUCAUUAAGCAUGUUCCCCGGAAAUCACAGAAGGAUCCCAACAAUGCUCUCACUCUUUGGGUCAUUGAUCAUGGAUUAAACAAAAUCUUGGAGGUUGCUGGCACAGUGUCAGGAAUAACAGAUGGACCACCUUUGACAGACAGCACACACAUGAGUUGCUCUGUGCUGCUUACCAAGAUGUAUGAUGACCUAAAAUGUGAUACUGAGAGAGAGAACUUUAAUCGUCUCUGUGAGGAUUACAUAAAGUCACACUUUGAAUCUGAGGGUCUAACUGGCAAGCUACAUGCAAUCCAGACAAUUUCAGUUCUUCUGCAGGGCCCAAGUGAUGUGGGAAAUCGGACCCUGGAACUCACAGGUGUCAUGAAUACUGUCAUUACGCUAUGUGGUUCUGACAUAGAAUUACAUCAGCAGGUGGCAGUCGAGGCCUUGAUCCAUGCCUCUGGCAAGGCUAAGAGAGCAUCCUUCAUUACUGCCAAUGGAGUAGCAUUGCUUAAAGAUCUCUACAAAAGAAGUGAAAAUGACCGGAUUCGUGUUCGGGCGCUGGUGGGAUUAUGUAAACUGGGAUCUGCAGGAGGCACAGAUUUCAGCAUGAAACAGUUUGCUGAAGGAUCAACUCUUAAACUGGCCAAACAGUGCCGCAAGUGGUUAUGCAACGAUUCAAUGCCACCAAGUUCUCGGCGGUGGGCUGUGGAGGGCCUUGCCUAUCUGACUUUUGAUGCUGAUGUCAAGGAGGAACUGGUAGAGGAUAAGCAAGCUCUGCAGGCCAUGUUUCAGCUUGCCAAGUCCGAGGACAAGACUGUGCUGUUUGCUGUUGGAUCAACGCUAGUGAACUGUACGAAUAGUUAUGACACAGAGAAGCCUGACCCACAGUUAGUGGAAUUGGCAAAAUAUGCUAAGCAGCAUGUUCCUGAGGAGCACCCCAAGGAUGUGACAUGUUUUGUGGAAAAACGCAUCACAAAGCUCUUGGAGGCUGGAGUUGUGUCUGCACUCGUGUGUAUGGUGAAACAAGAGAGUCCUGCUCUCACUGAUGCUUGUAAAGAGUGCAUUGCAAGGGUGUUUUUGGCUCUAGUGGAGAAACCUGAAGACAGGGGUCUAGUGGUUGCCCAAGGUGCUGGCAAGGCUUUGAUUCCUUUGGCCACAGAAGGAAUCGAUGUUGGGAAGUCAAAAGCGGGACAAGCAUUGGCAAAGAUUGCCAUCACAUCAAAUCCUGAAAUAGCAUUUCCAGGGGAAAGAAUUUAUGAAGUGGUUCGGCCACUUGUCAGCUUAUUGGCACUCGACUGCACUGCGCUACAGAACUUUGAAGCUCUCAUGGCACUUACAAACCUUGCUGGCAUAAAUGAACGAGUCAGGCAGAAAAUAGUUAAGGAGAAAGCAGUGACCAAAAUAGAGGGCUAUAUGUUUGAAGAUCAUGAAAUGAUACGUACGGCUGCCACAGAGUGCAUGUGCAAUAUGGUCCUUUGCAAAGAGGUACAAGACAUGUUUGCUGCUACAGGAAAUGACAGGUUAAAGCUUCUGGUUUUAUACAGUGGUGAGGAUGAUGAGAAGCUACGGAAAGCAGCUUCUGGGACUCUAGCAAUGCUGACAUCAUUGCAGCCUCAGCUCUGUUCGAGAAUCCCAGACACAACAACACACUGGCUAGAAAUUCUGCAGGCUCUGCUCCUUAGUGACAGUGUGGACCUGCAGCAUCGUGGCACAGUGAUAACAAUGAAUAUGAUGCAGGCUGAGCACGACCUAGCUAAACGUCUAAUUGAGAGUGAAGUGCUGGAAAUACUUUCUGUCCUGGCCAAAGAUGAUCACGCUAAGCAAAGUCAAGCAUCUAGAGCAGCAAAACAGUGUCUACAGAUAGCUAUGGACUAUGGACUGAUAAAGCCCAAUACUGCAGAGUAGCUGAACUUCAUUUAGAUGUAAAAAUGUUUGUGUGGAUGCACAUAAUUCAGACUAAUUCAGUUUGUUUUAAGAAUAUAUAUUCUUGGUUCAAGUCCACAGUAUUAUCAUGGAAGGAAAAUGACAUCUACAAAUGCUGGUGGCAUUAAGGGAGAUGUUAACUAGACAUCAGUUUCAAAACGAUUACCACAUUUGUUUUAGUCUGUUUUUCAAAAUAAGUUGUUUUCAUUUUACUGUAAACAGCAUCAUACUUACAGUGUCUUUCUCUUGUCAGUUUUGUGAAGAACAUGUAAAAAUCAUGAACAACCUCUUUGUAUAAAGCUUUUUGUAAUCCUUAGUCCAUCAUUAAUAUAAUGUCUGGUGACGAA